Molecule: messenger RNA, 2562 nt
Organism: Hyphopichia burtonii NRRL Y-1933
Lineage: Eukaryota; Fungi; Ascomycota; Pichiomycetes; Serinales; Debaryomycetaceae
Gene: SCT1
Product: bifunctional glycerol-3-phosphate/glycerone-phosphate O-acyltransferase
Exons: 3
Coding region: 1-2562 (853 amino acids)
Biological process (GO): phospholipid biosynthetic process
Cellular component (GO): endoplasmic reticulum membrane
Molecular function (GO): glycerol-3-phosphate O-acyltransferase activity; glycerone-phosphate O-acyltransferase activity
Source: RefSeq, a predicted model, not a curated record
AUGAUCACCGAACAAGUGGGUGAGUUCUCCAAGGAAAACAUCAUACCGGAGGUCCAUCUUAUCCAGCCAACUCCCGUUGCGUCGCUCGAUCAAACAAAUGAUCAGAACGAAUUAAGUGCUGAGCUAAAUAAGGAAGCUAAGUUAAAUGAUGAGGCUAAUAGAGUGAAUGAGGAAGCUAAGUUGAAUGAGGAAGCUAAUAAAGUGAAUGAGGAAGCUAAUAAAGUGAAUGAGGAAGCUAAACUUAAAACCACACCUUCAAAUCCCGAUGCUAACCUUGAUUUCACGUACAAACCUUUCAAAUGGUAUCGUUUGAUUGUUUACGACUUUAUUUUAUGGAUAUUCACCAUUAUUUUUGAUUGUUUCUUUAGAGAAAUUAGACCAAGAGGUGCUUUCAGAUUACCCAGAUCCGGUCCAGUCAUCUUUGUUGCCGCUCCUCACGCUAAUCAGUUUGUGGAUCCAAUCAUUUUAAUGAAUCAGGUUAAAAGAGAAUCAGGCCGUAGAAUAUCCUUUUUAAUCGCCGCCAAAUCGUAUAAUUUGAAAUUCAUUGGUAGUUUGUCAAAAUGUCAAUUAUCAAUCCCUGUUAUUAGAGCUCAAGAUUGCCUUGUUAAAGGUAGCGGUAAAAUCUUUAUUGAUUUUGAUUCAAAUCCAACCCUAGUUAAAGGUGAGGGCACUAAGUUUUUAUCAGAAUGUAUGUUAAAAGGUUUAAUUGCCUUACCCCAAUCUUUAGGUGCUAGUGAAAUUGUUGAUAUCUUAUCCGAUACUGAAUUAAUCAUUCGUAAAGAAUUUAAAAACACUCCCCAAAUUAAAAAAUUAUUAACUAAGGGUACUUCCUUUAAAAAAGCAGAUAAAGUUGAUCAAUCCAAUGUUUAUCAAUUGGUUUUCGAUCAUUUGAGCAAUGGGAAUUGUAUUGGUAUCUUUCCCGAAGGUGGUUCUCAUGAUCGUACCGAUUUAUUACCAAUAAAAGCCGGGGUGGCUGUUAUGGCUUUGGGUGCUAUGAAUAACGAUCCUAAUUGUAAUGUGAAAAUUGUUCCUUGUGGUAUGAAUUAUUUCAAUGCUCAUAAAUUCCGUUCAAGAGCUGUUGUGGAAUUUGGCCAUCCCAUUGAAAUUCCAAAAGAUUUGGUUAAAAAAUAUGCUAAUCCUGAAACUAAUCGUGAAUCAGUUAAAGAAUUAUUGGAUCUCGUUACCACUGGUUUAAAAGCAGUCACUGUCACUUGUGAAGAUUAUGAUACUUUGAUGGUGAUUCAAGCUGCUCGUAGAUUAUACGCUGGAAAUUUUGCUCAAUAUUUACCAUUACCCUUGGUUGUGGAAAUGAAUAGAAGAUUGGUUUUGGGUUACCAAACUUUUAAAAAUCAACCUAAAGUUCAAGAAAUUAAAGAAAAAAUUUUAAAUUAUAAUAAUAAUUUAAAACAAUUAUAUUUACCAGAUCACCACGUUGAAGACUGUAAUGAAUCAAAUAAAUUAAGAACUUUACCAAUCUUUUUAUUCAGACUUUUAAAAUUAAUUUUUUUCUUCAUUUUAUCUUUACCAGGUGCUACUUUAUUUAGUCCAGUUUUCAUUAGUGCUAAAAUAAUUUCUUCUAAAAAGGCUAAAUUAGCUUUGGCUAAUUCAACAGUUAAAAUUAAAGCUAACGAUGUUGUUGCUACUUGGAAAAUUUUAAUUGGUAUGGUUAUCGCUCCUUUAGUUUAUAGUUUUUAUGCAACUAUUGGUACUUGGUAUUGUUAUCAUUAUAAAAUAUUUUCAAAUUCCUCAAGUUAUAUUGGUAGUUGGUUGACCUUAUAUAUGUGUGGGGUUUUAGUUACUUAUGCUGCUUUAAUAACUGGUGAACAAGGAAUGGAUUUAUUUAAAUCAAUCAGACCUUUAUAUCUUUCUUUAAUCUCUGGUAGUUCAAUUAGAGAAUUGAAAAAACAAAGAAAUGAAUUAAGUGAAGAAAUUACCGAAUUAGUUAAUACUUUUGGUCCAGAAUUAUUUCCAAAUGAUUUCAAUCUUUGGGAAAUGAAGAACAAUUUGAGAAUUUCUGAUGAUGUUCAUUAUGUUGAUAGUGACGAGGAAGAAGAAAUGAAAACCCAAGAAUUGAGAAACAGAAGAUUAGCUAAACGUAAAGCUGCUAAGUUAAAAGCUAAACAAGAUAAAAAUAGUUCUGAAACUUCUAUUAAUACUCCUUCAGAUAGUGAAUUAUCUUUAAGUAAACGUUCUUCUUCAGUUUCUGAUGGUGUUUCCUUAAUGAAUUCUGAUAAUUCAUUAACUAACAUUCCAAUGUUUUCUGAUUAUCAUUUGCAUAAAAAUGCUAAAAAUCCAAAUAUUCAAGUUGAUUCUCAAUUAUCUUCAGUAAUGCAAUCUUCCUCUUCAAUUGCUGAUGAUUUCAAUUUUAAAUCGGCUAACAAACAGCAAUCAAAUUUUUCCAAGCCUAAUUUACUUAGAGAUGAUUCUCAAAUCGAAUUGAAUUUCACCAAUAAACUUGAUAAUGAAAAUUCAUAUUCUGAGAAACCAUCAUCUUCCAUUAAAUCUAAAUUAAGUGAUAAAAUUAAAAGAAGAGUAAGAGAAGGAAGAGAUAAAGUGACUUGA